Molecule: messenger RNA, 6494 nt
Organism: Polyodon spathula (Mississippi paddlefish)
Lineage: Eukaryota; Metazoa; Chordata; Actinopteri; Acipenseriformes; Polyodontidae
Product: collagen alpha-1(VII) chain-like
Exons: 61
Coding region: 312-6494 (2060 amino acids)
Molecular function (GO): protein binding
Source: RefSeq, a predicted model, not a curated record
ACUGCGAAUCACUGAAUCACUGUUCGAGUAUCCCCGCUGCCUGCAGCUAAGAGAUCUGCACGGGCAGAGCUAAAGAAGCUAUUAACAGAGACUGCAAAACAACACCCACCCACAGAAAAGACGAAACGCAGCGCUGGCAACGCUUGUCGGGUAUCUGACUGCAGACGCCGCUUAUUGUAGUUUUGGAGUGGAGAUACAAGUUUGCAAGUUGUAAGACUGAACAGAGAGGGGACUUCAAGUUUGCGUGAAACUGAGAAAGUUUCGACUACAGCAGUCCCUUGGGUUAUGAGUGCAGCACAUCAAAGGUUGUGAUGAUGAGAAGCUGCUUGCUGCUGUUUGCUGCCCUGCAGAGUGGACUGAUCUACCAGGCUGAAGCGCAAGGCACGUGCAGGAAUGUGGCUGCAGCCGACAUCGUGUUCCUGGUGGACGGCUCGUCCAGCAUUGGCAGGAUUAACUUCCGUGAGAUCAAGAGCUUCCUGGAGGGAAUCGUGGCUCCCUUUGUCAGCGUGGUGAGCGAGACGGGGGUUCGAUUCGGGACAGUCCAGUACAGCGAUGACUCCAGAGUGGAGUUCACGCUGUCCCAGUUCCUGAACGGGAGCCAGGUUCUGUCUGCGGUCCGAAACCUCAAGUACAAAGGAGGGAACACGCGCACCGGAGCCGGCCUCAAGUUCGUAGCGGACAACUUCUUCGGGCCCACCCUGAUCCGACGAGACGUGCCAAAGAUCGCGAUUCUCAUCACUGAUGGAAAAUCUCAGGACAACGUGGAGCAGGUGUCUCAGAAACUGCGGAGUCAAGACAUCAAAAUGUUCGCAGUCGGUAUCAAGAACGCCGAUCAGAGGGAGCUGAACCAAGUGGCGUCGAGACCCUCUUCGGAGUUCUCCUUCUACAUCAACGACUUCAAGAUCCUGCGCACGCUGCUGCCCCUGGUGGCCCCGCGUGUCUGCUCCAGCACGGGAGGGGUCUUCACCAACGACGGCGAAGACUUCACUGGACCCUCCAGCCUGGUGUUCUUUCAAGAGACCUUCGAUUCGAUCCACGUGCGCUGGGCCGCGGCAGGGGGGCCUGUCAUUGGAUAUAAAAUCCAGUACACACCCCUCACAGGCCUGGGGCAGCCAAUCACGGCGGAACUCAGAGAGGUGAGCGUGGCGUCCGCUGACACGACGAGCGUUCUGCAGGAUCUGAAGUCAGCGACGGACUAUCUGGUGAGCGUGAUCGCGCAGUACCCCAACAGCGUGGGCGAGUCGGUGUCCGGCAAGGCGCGCACCAAGUCUGUUCCCGGUGUGUCCGAUCUGCGCAUCCUGAAGGCGGGGCAUUCCUCCCUGCGCCUGGCCUGGACCCCGCCCACUUCACGGCCGCAGGGAUACCGCCUCACGUACAGACCGCGAGGACAGACGGGUGCCCAGCUGGACGAGAGGAGCCUGAGUGCCGACUCUGUGGAGGUCACAGUGGAGGAGCUGGAGCCUGACACGGAGUACUUGAUAACCCUGUACCCCCUGUACCCCCGGAACACCGCCGCCCCCACUUCCGUGACGGGGCGCACCUUGUCUCUCCAGGGGGUGCAGCAGCUCUCAGUCCAGCCCGUGUCUUCGCAGAGUGUCCGUGUGCAGUGGAGAGGAGUGGGAGGGGCCAGCGGAUACCGCAUUGUCUGGGGACCAAUCGCAGGUCGUGAUGUGCAGAAGCUGGACCUGCCCAGUGGAUUGGAGUCCUACACCCUGCAGAGCCUGCAGCCCGACACUGAGUACAUCGUCACCGUCAUCGCUCUGUAUGGGACGAGCGACGGACCCGCCACCACUGCCAGGUUCAACAUCGAGAGCACAGAGCAGCAGACCCUGCAAACCUUCAGCAUCGGACCCAGUUCCAUCCGGGUCACCUGGAACCUGAUCCGGGCUGCGCGGGGGUACCGGUUGGAGUGGAGGCGGGCCGCGGGAGGGGAUUCCCAGCAGGUGUCGUUCUCCACCAGCACUAACAGCUAUGAGAUCGUUGGGCUGCAGCCGGGCACGGAGUACAUCAUCACCCUGUACACCCUGUACGAGGGCAGGGAGGUGGCCACCCCGGCCAGCACCUCCCAGACAGUGGUGCAGUCAGUGGGCAGUGUGACUGGCCUGCGUGUGUUGGAGACGCUGGGCAGCACCGUGCAGCUGGGCUGGACUGGGGUGGCUGGAGCCACUGCCUACCGCAUCCAGAUCAGCAGCUCUGAGGGUGACUCGGAGGUGACCAGCAUUAUUUCAGGGGACCAGACCACCUUUGACCUGGAGGACCUGCGCGAGGGCACGAACUACUUGAUCAGAUUGACAGCGCUCGUGGGAAACAGGGAGGGAAACCCUGUCAGUUUGAGCAUCAGGGCAGAGGAGGCUGCAGUGGCCGGAGUGACGAGUGUGAGGGUGGUGGAGACGGACAGCUCCCGGGUCAGAAUCGCCUGGACUGGCAUCGCCAAGGCGACGGGGUACCGGAUCAGCUGGCAGGGUGAAGACGGCAGGGAGACGUCUCGCGUGGUGCCCGGAAACACGACCGUGUACGACAUCAGGGGUCUGCAGGAGGACUCGGGGUACACUGUGGGGGUGUCUGCGCUGGUCGGGACCCGAGAGGGGAACCCCGUCACUGUGAGCACCAGGACAGAGCCUUUGACUGUGGAGGGAGUCACCAACCUCCGAGUGAUUGACACGGGCAGCUCCCGCCUUCGCAUCACAUGGUCUGGGGUUGCCAGGGCAACAGGGUACAGGGUCACGUGGAGACAGGGCAACAGUCGGGCGGAGUCACGCGUCGUGCCCAGUGACAUCACUUCCUAUGAAAUCGAGGGUCUGCAGCCCGACGCUGCCAUGGUGAUUGGGGUGUCGGUUUUGGUUGGCGGGAGUGAGGGGAGCGUGGUCACCGUCUCGGCAAGGACUGCCCCCAACCAGACAGUGGGAGGAGUCGUGGGCCUCCGAGUUCUCAGUACAGGAAGUAGAAGGAUACGCAUCAGCUGGGUCCCUGUUGCCAGGGCGACCGCGUACAGGGUCACAUGGCAACGCAGUGAUGGAGCGGAAGCCUUCAGAUCAGUCCCCAGCAAUGUCACUUCCUUUGACAUCGAUGGGCUGCAGGAAGAAACCGCCUACAGCAUCAGGGUGUCGGCUCUGAUUGGCUCGAGAGAAGGAAGUCCUGCCUCUGUGAACGUGAAGACAGACUCUGGUGCCAAGAAUGUCACGAACCUGCGGGCUGUCGAGAGCGGAGCCAAUUAUAUCCGCCUGACCUGGUCACACGCCGCCCAGGCAACGGGGUACAGGGUUACCUGGAGACGCAGCGACGGUGCUGAGGUGUCCCGUGUCCUCAGUGGCGAUGUCACUUCCUUCGAUAUCGACGGCCUGCAGGAAGACUCUGUGUACACGAUCCGCGUGGCGCCCGUCAUCGGGAAGAGACAGGGCACCGCCACCACCAUCACUGCCAGGACCGGUCAGGGGCAGGUUACCGUGGGAACGGUGAGCCGUCUGCAGCUGCUGGAAUCCCGCAGCAAUGCUGCCAGGGUAACGUGGGUCGGGAUUCAGGGAGCGACGGCCUAUCGGAUUGUGUGGAGGCGCGCAGACGGCGGUCCGGAACUCAGUCGCUUGGUGUCCAGCGACGUCUCAUCCUUCGAUCUCGAGGGUCUGGACGCGGGUGUGAGCUACACAGUGGGAGUGACCGCUCUGAUCCGCCAACAUGAGGGGUCGCCCGUCACCAUCAGUGUCACCACACCCCCCGAGACCCCGCAGAUAGGCAGGGUGGGGAACGUGCGUGUGAUCGAGUCCUCGGCACAGCGGAUACGCAUCGCGUGGAGCUCCGUUUCCGGGGUGACGGGAUAUCGCAUCUACUGGAGGUCAUCGCAAGGCGGUCCGGAGAUGAGCCGUCUGAUUGGUGCGAACGUGAACUCGUUCGACGUGGACAGCCUGCAGCCGGGCGAUCGCUACGUGAUCAGGAUCGUGGCCGUGUCGGGGAGCACAGAGGGGGACCCCGUGACUGUCACCGCCACCACCACUCCUCUGCAGGCAGUGACGGGGCUGCGUGUGACCGAGGUGUCCAAGAACACAGCGAAGGUGGAGUGGAACCUGCUGCCCGGAGCCACCUCCUACAUCCUGAGCUGGAGGCUGCCCCAGGACCGGGAGGACCUCCAGAGGAUCACUCUGUCCAGCUCCUCCGGUUCCUAUCUGGUGACGGGUCUGCGUCUGGCCCAGGAGUACAGCUUCACACUGCAGCCCGUGUUCGGGAGCGAGGCGGGGCCCGAGAGCUCCACAGACGAGAGGACCGUGUGUCGUGCAGCCCGCGCUGACAUCGUGUUCCUGGUCCACGGUUCGAGAGCGAGCGGUGACGUGGCUGAGGCGGUCCGUAGCUUCCUGUACAAUGUGGUGGCCUCGUUCCCUCAGCUGGGUCCCGAGGCUGUGCAGGUGGCAGUGGUGCUGUACAGUUUCAGGGGUCAGAGUCGGGCCUGGAUCCGCCUCAAUCGUCAUAGCGAUCUCAGAACCCUGCUCCAGGAGAUCCAAGCCAUCCCAUUCGACCAGCCCAGCGGCAACUACAUAGGCGAGGCAGUGCAGUUCACUCAGGAGUACAUCCUCCAGGCCUCCGGGGGGCGCCGGUCGGGGGUCCCGGGGAUCAUCGUCAUCCUGUCCGACGGUAAAUCUGCAGAUGACAUCAUCGCGCCCUGCAGGGCGGCCAAGGCAGCAGGGCUGCGGGUGCUGGCAGUGGGGAUGGGCGAGGCUGACCAGGAGGAGCUGCGGAGGGCCGUGACGGACAGCAGACCCGGAAACAUCCUGUUCACUCAGGACAUCGACGAGCUGAACAAGAGCGAGGCCGACCUGGCUGAGCUGCUCUGCAGACUGGCCACCGGGGGGCAGACACAGAUUCCCGACCCUGUUGGGUGCACAGUGCAGUGUCCCAGGGGUGAGAAGGGGGAGGCAGGAGAGAAGGGUCGGAAAGGUGCAGACGGACUGCCAGGACUGAAGGGAGAGCCUGGUCGGGACGGAGCGCCGGGAAGAGACGGGACCCCGGGACCAGCGGGAAACCCCGGGCCGCCGGGCCGCAACGCAGAGAAUGGAAUCGGCCUGCGAGGCGAGAAGGGGGAGCAGGGUUUCCCAGGGGUGAAUGGGAUUCCGGGAUCACCGGGGCGACCAGGGAACUCAGGACCCCCGGGCCUGCCUGGUAGCCAAGGAUUGCCUGGAGUUCGUGGAGAACCAGGGGAGUCUGGCAUCUCUGGUCCUGUCGGCCCGAAAGGAGACAAAGGAGAGCGGGGUGAGCCGGGUGCAGUGGUCGGAGGAGCGUUCCCAGGAAGGAAAGGGGAGCCGGGAGUUCCUGGAUUACCGGGUACCCACGGGACUCCGGGUGUCGACGGUGCGAAAGGGAAUGCAGGCCUCCCAGGACCCCCCGGACUGGCAGGCCGACCUGGAAUACCUGGGACCCCCGGACUCAGCAUCAAGGGUGACAAGGGCCAGCCCGGUGAGCGAGGUCUGCCGGGCGUGGGGAGUGGAGUGGCAGUGAAGGGGGAUCGGGGGGAUCCUGGAGCUCCGGGUUUAGAGGGCAGUCCAGGACCCAGGGGACCUCAAGGCCAGCCUGGGACCAAAGGAGACAAGGGGGAGGCUGGAGAGGGACUCCCUGGCCCGGCAGGACGAGUGGGGGAUCCAGGAGAUCGGGGGCUGAGGGGACUGCCAGGCGAGAUUGGCAGCAAAGGAGACAGAGGUCAGCCUGGUGAGCCUGGUGUCCAAGGAGACAGGGGAGAGCGAGGGCUGGCGGGAGCUGCAGGAUUGAAGGGAGAAAUUGGACCGCCCGGCCCGGCUGGUCCUCCUGGGCUGAGGGGGUUGCCUGGUCCCAGUGGUCAGCAAGGAGACAAGGGAGACUCGGGAUCACCCGGGGAACCUGGGAAUGCUAUUAAAGGAUCUCCGGGGAGCAAAGGAGACAAGGGGAGUAUGGGGCUCCCGGGCCCGGAGGGUCCCAAAGGUAUAAAAGGAGACCCUGCCGAGAAAGGGGAGAAGGGUUCAGUGGGGUUUGGGAUCCCUGGUCAGCCUGGACCCAAAGGAGAUUCUGGAGAGAGGGGAAAUACCGGCCUUACUGGAAAACCCGGCGUUAAGGGAGACCGUGGAGAGCCUGGAGAGAACGGAGAGCCUGGGAAAGCAGGAACUCCGGGACAGAUCGGACUGCGAGGGAAGGAGGGGGAGAAAGGAGACAAGGGAGACGAAGGAACGCCAGGGGAGUCGGGUUUACCAGGGAAAACCGGAGAGAGAGGUCAGAGGGGGUUGCCAGGGCUGGCCGGCAGGGCUGGAGAGAAGGGAGACAUGGGAGAUCCUGGAGAGCAUGGCAGAAAUGUAAGUCAAGUCAGAAGUAGCAAGAGUCUCCAAAGAGAAUUCAACCAAUACUCCCCCCUGUCCACUGCCACCUCCAAUACCCUAAACCUCGCAUCAGCCAAUAAGAAGCGCGUUCUGCCCUCGAGUGCUGCGGCGCGCAACAGUCCGCAUCUAAACAGGUACAGCGCUGAGAAUGCAGCUCUGACUGACAGGUGA